Molecule: messenger RNA, 3970 nt
Organism: Brassica napus (rape)
Lineage: Eukaryota; Viridiplantae; Streptophyta; Magnoliopsida; Brassicales; Brassicaceae
Product: probable polygalacturonase At2g43860
Exons: 4
Coding region: 1830-3059 (409 amino acids)
Biological process (GO): carbohydrate metabolic process
Molecular function (GO): polygalacturonase activity
Source: RefSeq, a predicted model, not a curated record
UUAAUACUUCAUGUAUUGUUUUGAAUGUGCAUCCCCACAUGGUUGGGUUAACGGAAUGAUUCUAGGUUUUCUUAUUCAUAUUGCUAAAAAUAUCAAUCCAUCGUAUCUCGAUUGGUAAAUCCACAUUCGACUAAAAUCAACCAUUAUUUUCCAAAUUUCCCUUAGUGUUUGGCUAAAUUCUAGAAAUCAAAUUUUCAAACAAAAAAAAAAGGUCUAGAAAUCAACCAUUUAUCCACUGACCUUGAAAUUUAUAAAGUGAUUUUAAUUAUAUUUAAUCAAUGCUUACUUAAAAACAAAAAUAUUAUAUAAGCUUCCUAUUAUUAGGAUAUAUAUCUAGAUAAUACUUAUCUAUUAGUUUAUAUAUCUUUCUUACGAUUCUUUUAGCUUUUCUAGUGUUGAUAGAAUUAGGAUCUUGUGGCUUGUAUAUAAAGAGACCUUGAAGUCAUGAAUGAAUAACAUAGAACGAUUUAUCAAUUACAUACCUUCUCAUGGUAUUACAACCCCUUGCCACUCAAAUAUAUUUUGGUCCAACCCACAUAUAACUAUUACAUUUACUGUAAUUAUUACAACACCAUUGACAUAUAUAUCUUCCGUUUGGCAAACCAAGUUUCAAAUCUUUUUUUUUUGACAUCGAAUUUCAAAUCUUUAUUGUUCACCUACGUAUCAAAUAAAUAUAGGUCAUAUAGUUGAUAAUAUUAUAUAUUUACAUACGCAAAUAACUUUGCGUUAUUUCUGCCAAUUCCGUACAUAAAGCUUUUUAAGCUUUUAACCUAAUACUAAAAUAGACAUGGAUAAACAUAUAAGUUCCUCAAAAUUAUUUUGGUCAUCAUUUUAUAUGGUGCAGUGUCGUUCAUUGUAAUAGUGGUGGUCUUCCGGAUUUUCCUUUUUUUCUGGAAUUUGUUACUCUAUUCAUAAUAUUCACGUAACAAUUAUGUGUUUUAGUUUUUUUUUGUUUUGUUAACAUCUGUGUUUCAAAAGUUUAUGAUCAUUUUUACAAACUUUUAAUGCAGCAAUAAUAUAUAGGGAAUAAAAUGGGUACAACUUUUUUUUUUGGAGACUUAUCUAUGUCAUUCAUUAAUUUUUUUUUUGGAAAUUGAUGUCAUUCAUUAAUUUAAAGGAUUUAUAUACCAUAUAUUAGUUGUAUCUACCUUUAAGAUAAAAAACAAUGUUUGAAUAAAUAAUUGGAAAACGUAAUGUUCGUAACCUAAAUUGUUGAAUGACAUUUAUAGUUAAUAUUUAUACUGAAUUAUUAGUGAUUGGAAAUAAAAUAUUCGUGGUUUUUUUUUUGCAAGGGCCCAACGUACGGCAUGUUCAUUUAUUGUAAAUCUUUUAGAUAGUUUGAUUAAAUAAGUUUACUGUUUAUGUAUGUAACAGUAGCCCAAAUACAUAUACCAGACACCACGAAAAUUGAACUUAGCGUAACAAUAAAGACACAUAUUUACUAUUAUAUAACAUAAGUUUUUUACUCUUUAGCUAAGAGGCAAAAUAUUUUUAUCUGAGAGUUUUGUUACAUUGGUUAUUUUAUCCGGUCUUAGACCACAUCAAAUUUGAUAAUACAAUAAAUAUUCGUUGUAAAAAAAAACAUAAGUCUCUGUAUAAUUUUUCGAUUCUGCGCAAAGCACGGAUCAGUACCUAGUUUUAGUAAUAAAAUAUGAAAUUUAAAAACUUUCAUAAAACUCAAUCAUAUUUCAUUACGUUUUUCUUUGCCACAGAAUUAAUCAUUACGUUACCAACAUAAAAUUCCUAUAAAUUCCCCUCUCACGUCCCUUCUUCAGCAAUAUCCUUCACCCUCAAGAAACCAACUUUCUCUGAAAAUAAAACACACAAAAAUGGUUUAUAAAACAUCAUGUCUUCUUCUUCCUUUGGCUCUCGUAUUUCUUGAUUUCAUCAUAACCUCAUCAUUAGCCAAACCUAUUCCAACCACAUUCAUCAACGUCUUAACCUACGGAGCUAAACCAGAUGGCUCAACAGACUCAACCAAAGCCUUCUUAGCCGCGUGGCAAGUCGCUUGUGCCUCUGUUAAUCCUACAACUAUUACCGUACCAAAAGGACGGUUCUUGGUCGGAAACCUUGUAUUCCAAGGCAAGAAAUGUACGGAUACUCCAAUAUCUAUUCGUAUAGCCGGAUCAUUGAUUGCUCCCGAAGAUUAUAGAAUUGUCGCAAGCUCAGAACAGUGGAUCUGGUUCGAGAGUGUCACUGAUGUUUCAAUAUAUGGUGGUAUACUUGACGCUCAAGGUUCUAGUUUGUGGAAUUGCAAGAACAAUGGUGGUAGCAAUUGCCCUACCGGUGCCAAGACUUUGUUGUUUAGUGGGUCGAAUAACAUCAAUAUCAACGGUUUAACGUCGAUAAACAGCCAGAAAUUCCAUAUAGUAAUCAACAGUUGCAAUAACGUGAACAUUGACGGCGUUAAAGUUUCUGCUGAUGCUAAUAGCCCUAACACUGAUGGGAUUCACAUCCAAUCAUCUCACUUAGUUAGUAUCACUAACUCAAGAAUUGGAACCGGAGACGAUUGCAUCUCCAUAGGUCCAGGAUCUACUCAUGUUUCCAUACAAGGCAUCCAAUGCGGUCCAGGCCACGGAAUCAGUAUCGGAAGUCUUGGGAUAGCAGAGGAAGAACAAGGAGUGGAGAAUGUGACAGUGAGUAACGUAGAUUUCACGGCAACUAGUAAUGGAGUUAGGAUCAAGACAUGGGCAAAAAACAGCAAGAGUUUCGCUAGAAACAUCGUUUUUCAGCAUAUUAGUAUGAAGAUGGUCAAGAACCCGAUCAUCAUAGACCAACACUAUUGUUUUUACAAACCUUGCCCUAAACAGGAGUCUGGAGUUGAAGUAUCAAAUGUGAGAUAUGAAGAUAUACACGGGACAUCGAGUACGGAUGUGGCGGUUAAGUUGGAUUGCAGUAAGGAGAAACCCUGUACCGGUAUUGUAAUGGACAAUGUGAAUCUCGCCUUGCAACUGGUGAACCAACCGGCUCAGGCUUCUUGUAGUAAUGCAAACGGAUUAGCUAAUGAUGUCGUCAUCCCGUUUACUCCUUGUCUGAAGAGAGACAUACUUAUGACAUGAUAUAUAGAUGGAUACCUGAAGUGAUGUUGUCCCGGUCGCUCCUUGUCUAAAGAUGAGUUUAUGCUGAUGAAUCCCUGAACGACGUCGUCUUACUUGCUACUUGUUUUUUCUUUUUUUUUUUUUACGUUGCUACUUGUUUCGGUAUUUGAGGAUUCGUUGUAUCGAAGCUAUGGUUUCAACCUUUAAAGUAAUAAUUAUAAUUUUUCGCCCAUAUAUAUACUUUUAUUUCAGUAACGUAAAGGAUAAACUUUGACAAUCAUCUCAUGGUUGAUCGGCCUAUUGAGGUAUAACCACCAUGUAAAAACCCAAACGUCAAAGCCUACAGUUACGUGGUUGAGUUCCAGCCAUUUUUGAUACAACUUGAAACUGGGGACUCCACUUCAAAACCAAACCCUCGUCUUUAGCCACUGAUUCAAGAAACCAUGACGGGAGCUUUGACUCCUCUGAAUCCCUGACCACCAACAAGUACAGUUUCUUAUCGCAAAAGCAAGCUCUUUCUAUGAACAUUGCUAAACUGAGCCAUGCUACCAAAUGCUAUGUAUACAACUGACCCUUGCGGCCUAGUGUUGAGCCAGACAGUGCAAAAGGCAGCUUGUUCCCUCUAAGAGGUUCAGAUCAUAGUCAGUGUCUGAUUUGAUUUGUGGUCUAACUACAUUUGGCAUAGACGGACCAAUUGGCAAUAACUAAAAAUAAUAGCAUAACUAGGGUAAAAAAAAAGAGAAAUUAAACCGAAAACAGAGUAGCUAAGAUGACAAAAAAGAGUUAUUAGGACAUAGGGACAUGAAUUAUUAGCUAGAUAAUCAAACAUGGUAGCUAGUACGGAAACAGUGUAAUUAUGAUAAGAAGUAGGAAAAAGAAUAGUUAUUUGCACACCAUCGAGGGGACAAAACAGAGUAGUUUGAACACGAAAU